Messenger RNA from Electrophorus electricus (electric eel), 1890 nucleotides. RefSeq names its product GATA binding protein 3 (gene gata3). Gene Ontology annotation, molecular function: RNA polymerase II cis-regulatory region sequence-specific DNA binding; DNA-binding transcription factor activity, RNA polymerase II-specific; zinc ion binding. The record is from RefSeq and is a predicted model, not a curated record. Gene Ontology annotation, cellular component: nucleus. NCBI's taxonomy places the organism in Eukaryota, Metazoa, Chordata, Actinopteri, Gymnotiformes, Gymnotidae. Gene Ontology annotation, biological process: cell fate commitment; negative regulation of transcription by RNA polymerase II; regulation of epithelial cell differentiation.
GAAAGAAACAGGGUAGGGGGAGAGGGCUACCGCCGCGCAUAAACAGAGAUUUGAUCAGUGAGUUAGAACUUCGCUCGGCUCCGUGCGCAGAAAGCUAUCAAGCACAAGCCGGCUCGGCCUUGCACGACUUGUUGCGUCGAUACGCAGAGUUACAGAGGGAGAAUUAAAGAAGCAGAAGAAGGACUAGAUGCGUCUUUGGACUUGUUUUACUCGGUAUCAUAAAGUGCUUAUUUUUUUAGGCGUAUGUAACAUUUAAAGGCAAAUUCGCAUUUACUGAAGUGGCCGAUCCAGUAGUCGUGACGAAGUGACAUUUUGCCCAUGAUAAAAAAGACGACAAGCAGUCGCAAGGACUUGACAGUAAAGUUGUUUUCUUCAAUUACAGGUGAUCGGAAGUAAAUGCGUUUUCUGAAGAAACGCUGAAGAAACGUGUGGAUUAUUCAGAGGAGGAAAGCGGACUGUUAUUUUUAUUCACUUUUUUUUUUUUUACUGUCGCCUUGUGUGUGUUGGUUUUACCUGAGUGUAUGAACGUUUGCUAAACACGAUGGAAGUAAGCGCUGACCAGCCCCGCUGGAUGACCCACCAUCACCCGGUCAUAAACGGCCAGCAUCCCGAGUCGCAUCACCCUGGACUGGGACACUCCUACAUGGAUCCCUCGCAAUAUCCCCUCGCUGAUGAUAUGGAUGUAUUGUUUAAUAUCGACGGACAGAGUAACCAUCCGUACUACGGGAACCGGGCCGUGCAGAGGUACCCACCGCCGCACAGUAGUCAGGUGUGUCGCCCGUCACUGCUGCACGGCUCUCUGCCCUGGCUCGAUGGCAGCAAAGGGAUUGGCCCCCACCACAGCACUUCCCCAUGGAACCUCGGCCCCUUCCCCAAGACGCCCCUCCACCACAGCUCCCCGGGGGCUCUGUCCGUCUACCCGCCCGCCUCGUCCUCCUCUCUGUCCGCCGGACACUCCAGUCCACACCUUUUCACAUUCCCCCCGACUCCACCCAAGGACGUGUCCCCCGACCCGGCCAUCUCCACACCGGGCUCCGGCUCGUCGGUACGGCCGGAGGACAAAGAGUGUGUAAAGUACCAGCUGCCGGACAGCAUGAAGCUGGACCCGGCCCACAGCCGGAGCAUGGCCGGCAUCGGCGCGGGCGCGUCCUCUGCGCACCACCCGAUCGCCACUUACCCUUCCUAUGUGUCCGAUUACGGGCCGGGGCUCUUCCCACCGAGUAGCCUCAUAGGUGGGUCCUCUUCUAGUUAUGGUUCCAAAACGAGACCGAAAACGCGGUCCUGCUCAGGAAGAAGCAUUAGCUGCAAGAAAUUGACUCUCCAAGUGCAGUCUGCGGCGAGACGAGCGGGAACUUCAUGCGCUAACUGUCAAACGACUACGACGACACUGUGGCGGAGAAACGCGAACGGUGACCCGGUCUGCAACGCCUGCGGCUUGUACUUCAAACUGCAUAAUAUCAACCGACCACUCACCAUGAAGAAGGAGGGCAUCCAGACCCGGAACAGGAAGAUGUCCAGCAAGUCCAAGAAGAGCAAAAAGUCACAGGACAGCAUGGAGGACUUCUCCAAGAGCCUGAUGGAGAAGAGCAGCUCCUUCAGCCCGGCCGCCCUCUCGCGUCACAUGACCUCCUUCCCACCAUUCUCGCACUCUGGCCACAUGCUGACCACGCCCACUCCCAUGCACCCUUCUUCUAGCUUACCCUUUGCCCCACACCACCCCUCCAGUAUGGUCACCGCCAUGGGCUAAGGCCACCCCACUACCUCUGACGACCCCUGACCAUGACCUCUGUACUGCGUUUCAGGCCGUCAGCCUGAACCCCUCGACCCUCGACCCUUGAACCUGCUCCCUCCUGGCCCACAGAUGACUGCUGGAGAUCUGUCUGAACUAUG